This is a messenger RNA of Telopea speciosissima, 1692 nucleotides long. Its product is annotated as malate dehydrogenase, chloroplastic. NCBI's taxonomy places the organism in Eukaryota, Viridiplantae, Streptophyta, Magnoliopsida, Proteales, Proteaceae. Gene Ontology annotation, molecular function: L-malate dehydrogenase (NAD+) activity. The transcript has 2 exons. Bases 64 to 1299 code for a protein of 411 amino acids. Gene Ontology annotation, cellular component: cytoplasm; mitochondrion. The record is from RefSeq and is a predicted model, not a curated record. Gene Ontology annotation, biological process: tricarboxylic acid cycle; malate metabolic process.
UCAAGCUCAGACAACGAGCAACUGACCCCAGUAGCCGCUCGUAGAUCGAAUCUAGAUUGCAAGAUGGCAACAACAACAGCAGCUACUUUCUCCAUUGGAUCAGUUACUGGUACCCAGACACGCCAAGUUUCAAACUUUAAGCCCCUCAGCAUGAAGUUGAACUCUGCCAACUCUCUUAAGAGUUUCAGUGGUCUCAAAGCUGCAACAUCUGUAAGCUGUGAAUCAGAGUCAUCGUUCUUGGGCAAGGAAAGCAGUGCUGCUCUUCGAGGCUCAUUUGCACGAAUAGCUGAAGAACAAAACAAGAGAACAGAUAAUUGUGUCCAACCACAGGCUUCUGCUUUCAAAGUGGCUAUUCUUGGAGCUGCUGGAGGAAUUGGUCAACCCCUUGCACUUCUGAUCAAGAUGUCUCCUUUGGUCUCGGAUCUGCAUCUUUAUGACAUUGCAAAUGUUAAGGGAGUAGCGGCUGAUCUCAGUCAUUGCAAUACUCCUUCGCAAGUUCUGGACUUCACAGGUAACAGUGAAUUGGCUAAUUCUCUGAAAGGUGUAGAUGUUGUUGUGAUACCUGCUGGAGUUCCAAGAAAGCCGGGCAUGACUCGUGAUGAUCUCUUCAACAUCAAUGCCAACAUAGUCAAGAACUUGGUUGAGGCUGUUGCAGAUAACUGUCCAGAUGCCUUCAUCCACAUCAUCAGCAACCCAGUCAAUUCUACAGUGCCAAUUGCGGCAGAAGUAUUGAAGCAGAAGGGUGUUUAUGAUCCAAAGAAGCUCUUUGGUGUUACAACUCUGGAUGUUGUUAGGGCAAACACAUUCGUUGCACAGAAGAAGAACCUUAAGCUCAUUGAUGUGGAUGUCCCCGUUGUUGGAGGACAUGCUGGGAUUACUAUUCUUCCGCUGCUCUCAAAGACAAAACCACUUGCUAGUUUCACAGAUGAAGAAGUAGAGGAGCUCACUGUGAGGAUCCAGAAUGCUGGAACUGAAGUAGUAGAGGCAAAAGCUGGAGCAGGAUCUGCAACUCUGUCUAUGGCAUAUGCAGCAGCAAGAUUUGUUGAAUCAUCUCUUCGUGCCCUGGAUGGAGAUGCCGAUGUCUAUGAGUGCGCAUUUGUCCAGUCAGAGCUUCCUGAGCUGCCUUUCUUUGCAUCAAGGAUUAAGCUUGGAAAGAAGGGUGUCGAAGCCCUGAUAUCAGCUGAUCUCCAAGGGUUGACUGAAUAUGAGGCAAAGGCUCUAGAGGUUCUUAAACCAGAACUCAAGGCCAGCAUUGAGAAAGGUGUAGCAUUUGCACAGAAGCAACCGGCGAUGGCUUGAGUUAGAUAUCUUAACCGGUGAAGCUAGAACUUUAUAAGAGGUAAGUAUACUAGUGUUCGAAUAACAAGAGGGUGUAAGAGAGGAGUGAUUCGGACAUAUCAAUUGCUUCAGUGCUUUUCAAUGUUGUUCAUUAGAAUAUUUUUCUCCUUUUUUGGGGCUUUCAGUAGGAUGAAAUGUAGUGCUGGGAUAUAAAUUUUGAAUGUUUUGAAGACUAUUGCAGUUCAGGUGGAGAGCCAAGGCUGAGUAAGAGCAUGUAAUUGUUUUGGUUCCAAAAUUAUGUGGGGCUUCUCCAUACUAUAUGCACCACUCUGAUGCCUUUGUGGUUAUUUGAUACUGGAUUGGCCUGUAUUAGACAAUAACUAAUUCUCUAGAGAUGAAUAUCCUCUCUAUGCA